Messenger RNA from Drosophila willistoni, 913 nucleotides. RefSeq lists its product as uncharacterized. Lineage: Eukaryota; Metazoa; Arthropoda; Insecta; Diptera; Drosophilidae. Bases 142 to 348 code for a protein of 68 amino acids. The transcript has a single exon. The record is from RefSeq and is a predicted model, not a curated record.
UUUAGUUACACACACACACAAUUGUAUAAGCUUAUCGAUGUCUGUCACCUUUUUAAAGUCACAUAACAUAAAAAAAUUCUCUGUAUUUUAUUAAGCCUCUCUCCCUUGGCCACCAAAAUCAGAGUGAACCAAGUUAGAACCAUGUCCCGUUAUCUCUAUGGCGAUAAAAUAUUAGAGGCUUUCAGAGUAUUUCGGCGACCAUUAACGCUUGUGGAGGUGGUUGACUAUGUAGCCGAAAUGGAAGCUAAAUCAAUUGUUGAAGUACGCCUUGAAGUGGACAAUACUCUAACUGCAGCUUGGUUACAUGGUCUUGUCAAACGUGAGGAUGAUCUCUUUACAUUGUUGUAAAAAGGCGAAACGAAAAAUGCAACUCAUUGUCGGGUUAAAAAUUUCAAAACUAACAACACAAAAAAAAAGCAGGCGGCUAUGCUUUUAUUAGCUUUGUUUCGAUACGGUAUUCAAUAUCGACGAGCCAAAGGCGGACGAACAAAUUUUCAAUAUUCUCGUUCUAGCACCUACACAGUUUUCGGAUCCGGAUCAUGCCGAUAUCAGGCGAUGAUCUUCAAUAUGGCGAUCAAAUUCUAUCCGCCUUUAUGGUUCUGAAGCGUCCCCUUAAACUCUCCGAUAUUGUUGAUUAUGUGGCCAUGGUAUCCAAUAAGACACCAUAUGAAGUACGCGCCCAGGUGGCUGACACACUCGCAUUGGCCUGUAUACACGAUUUUGUACAUCGUGUCGAUGGCCGGUAUGUCCUGGCUCCGGGUCUAAGUGAGUGCAAUGAUACCAGUAGCGACGACACGUCUAUCCAGCCUUCAGAAUAGUGUACAAACAACAUGGUUCAGUAUAAUAUAGAGAAUUGUCGAAAAUUAUUGUGUUUUAAUAAAAAAACGAUGAGACUUUGCAAUAGAUUUCCAUA